This is a messenger RNA of Paramecium tetraurelia, 1068 nucleotides long. RefSeq lists its product as uncharacterized. The transcript has a single exon. Lineage: Eukaryota; Ciliophora; Oligohymenophorea; Peniculida; Parameciidae. The record is from RefSeq and is a predicted model, not a curated record.
AUGUCUAAUACUCCUAAAAAUAAAGUAAUCCCUACUACAGAUUAUAGGAAGAAGUCUAGAUUAAAAGAAAUCUAAGCCAAAAUGAAACAGAAAAUGAUAUAGUCUGGAGCUCAAACUCAAUCUCAAAAUAAUACUCGUUUUAGUGUCUUGGAAAAUAAAUUAGGUCUCAGGGCUUUAUCAAAAUCAGACAGGUUUGAUGUUGUACUCAAGGAAUUUAAAGGACUCGACACUUUUUUUACCAUUAAUGAACUAUUGUAGGAAUUAAAUACUGUUGGUGUGGAUGAUAGAAAAACUGAAAUCUAAAGAGACAAAAUUAAGAUAUUGUUAGAAUAAGAAAGAAUUAAAAGGUGGAAAACUCAAUUCCCUUAACAUUUAGAAUUCGAAUCAAAUACAAGGUUCAGUGUUAAAAGUGAACUCCUCCUAAAAGCAAGAAACUAGUUGGAUUUGGAAAAAUAUGAACCAUAAUUAUUUGAAACUAUUCAAAAUCUUAAACCAUACCUUAAAGACAAAUUCAAAGAUAUAGAUUUGAGAGAAAAUCCAUAACUUCAACUAUUCAAGGACAUCACUGACAUUAGAUAAAUUGAAAAAGAAUAAAAGAAAAGCAUUUUGGCCAGAUUGAAUACUAAUAUUGAAAGCAUAACACAAAUUCAACCAUCAAAAGAAGCUAAAAAUCAAGAUUAUUAUGAUACCUUCUAAAGUGAAGCAGACAAAUUAAGAGUUAGACUCAGAGAACAAUAAUUGGAAUUUUUUAAUAAAAAAUGGGGCAACUCUAUUGUUAAAAUGAAGGUUAAAGAUUAGCAAUUUAAAAGACAAGCCCAAAAUAAUUUUAAAAGAAUGCAAACCAUUUAAGUUUAAAAUUAAGAGAGAAGAAAAAAGGCAGCCAGAGAAACCAUUACAGAUCCAUUUAUGAAAGAAUUGAUUUCUGAUGUAUGUUAUGAGGAAGCUGAAAUGAUGGAAGAGAAAAAAGAAAUUCAAUAGAUCUUCCGAUAAAUGUAGCAGACUCAUGAUGGUUUUUAUAAAAAAUAUGAAGAUCCAGAAGUAAUAGGAUUGAGAAUGAUUACUAAAUGA